AUGGAUUGGCUGAAUCAUUUGAAGAAGCCGCAGCUUUAUGCGGUGCUGGCGCAGGCGCUGCUGGGAGCGAGCACGGGGCAUGUGACUGUAGCGAGGGUGCCUAAAGACGGGUGGUUCUGUAGGGAGCAUGGCGAGUGGCAUGCGGCUGGGGAGGAUUGUGAGGGAAGGGAGGGGUUUGGAGGUGUUUCGGGUGGUGGAGGGGGUGGUUCGGGGAGUGGUGAGGGGUUGGGAGGUGUGGAGAGGGAGGGGGGAGAGGGAAGUGUUGGGAGGGGUGGGUUGGGUCCUCAGGCGGGAGAAGGGGUGGAGAACGGUGGCAGUGGGGCUGAGAGAGGUGGGGAGGAGAGGAGAAACGGUCAGCUCUCCGGGUUAAGCGGGCAACAGAGAGAAGAUUCUUCAGGUGAAACUCAGGUGAAUGGUCAGGUGGACACGCAGCAGCCGCUGCUGCAGCAGACAGGAAGGAACACGUGGCAUGAGCUGGAUGAGGCUGACGUGUGGCCACCUCAGCUGGAGAGCCACGUCAGCUGGGCAUCUGCCAGCGUGGCUGCUGCUCCGUCAGCAGGAAGGGGGGGAAGAGGGAGAGGCCUGGGCGGAGCAGGACGGGAGGGAAUGGGAGGAAUGGGAGGGGGAGUGGGCGGGGGAGGGGUGUGGGGAGUGAGAGGAGGAGGGGGAGACGGAUUAGGAGCCUUUGACACGGCGAGUGUUGGGAGUGACAGCAGCAGUGAGACUGGCAGCACGCACGGCAGCGGCGGAGGGGUGACCCUCAGAAGCAUGGGUGGGGGAGGAGGGGCCAUGGGAAGUGGCGUUGGGGGUGCUGAUGCCUUUGCUGCUGCUGCUAGUAGGGCAGGACUGGGGCUCCGUGUUGGGCUAGUAGCAGCAGCAGGAGCAGGGGGGUUAGGCGGAGCAGGGGGGUUAGGAGGAGGUGGAGUAACAGCAGGAGGGCCGGUGAUGCGAAGGACACCGUCGAUUCGAGUGCAGAACCUGGUGUCGUGGGAAGAGACCCCCCAUGAAGGCCUGCCGGAGCACGGGGCUGGGGGUGCUGCAGGGAUGGGAGAUGGAGCAGCGGCAGCGGGUGGGGCAGGGGAAGAGGCGGUGGAAGGGGCUGGGGCAGCAGCAGCUGUGGGGGGAGGGGCAGGGACGGAGGCAGGAGCAGGUGGAGGAGGAGAGAACGGAGGAGGAGGCGGAGGGGGAGGGGGUGGGGUGCACCCAGAGGCUGCUGGAAGGAGGCAGCGGAUGGGAGGGUGGUGGGGAAGGGGAGCGCGAGUGAGUGAGAGGGGACGAGGUAUGGGUGCUGGUGCAGGUGCGGGGGAGGCAGGAACUGGAAUGGGGGAAGCCGGGCAGCAGCAGCAGCAGCAGCAGCAGCAGCAGCAGCCCCCACAAGAGCAGCAAUACCAGCAGCAGCCGGAGCAGAGGGAGCGAGCGGGUGGCGGUGGGGAGGAGUGUGUGGAAGCGAGGAUGAACAUGGGAGCGCUGAGCCUGGCGUUUCAGAAGCACCUGGCGCUGCUGGUGCGCGCUGAGAGGACCCGCAGCAGCGAGGCCCUGCGCCUGCUCGUGUGCUCCGAGGCCGUGCCCUCCAUCCUUAGCUGGCUCACCAGCGCUGAGAGUACACGGGAGGAUCAGAUGUUGCUGAGGCAGCUGCUGAUGGCAGUGCGGGUGGCGGCAAGUGAGGAGGCGGGGGGGCUGGACUGGUGGAGUGGCGUCAAGUGCUUCUACUCCAAACGAGUCACCUUCAAACGGGACAAAGCAGCCCCUGUGGCUUCGGCUCCCACUCCCACCCCUGCACCUACCACCAUUGAACUUGCCCCGGUUACCACCUAG
Closterium sp. Naga37s-1 is the source of this 1815-nucleotide messenger RNA. NCBI's taxonomy places the organism in Eukaryota, Viridiplantae, Streptophyta, Zygnematophyceae, Desmidiales, Closteriaceae. The record is from the annotation of a GenBank genome assembly.